This is a messenger RNA of Penicillium daleae, 2964 nucleotides long. RefSeq names its product putative cytokinesis regulator (Byr4). The coding region runs from base 1 to 2964 and encodes 987 amino acids. The transcript has 2 exons. The record is from RefSeq and is a predicted model, not a curated record. Gene Ontology annotation, molecular function: GTPase activator activity. Gene Ontology annotation, cellular component: mitotic spindle pole body; SIN/MEN two-component GAP complex. NCBI's taxonomy places the organism in Eukaryota, Fungi, Ascomycota, Eurotiomycetes, Eurotiales, Aspergillaceae. Gene Ontology annotation, biological process: mitotic spindle orientation checkpoint signaling; regulation of Ras protein signal transduction.
AUGGAGCUCCCGGCUACCCAAGGACGACCCCGUGGAAUGGAUGAAAUAAUCGAAUGUUGGGAUGAUGACGAUGAUUUGCAAUUCAAUGAUGGAAUCCAAUUCCGCGCCGCAUCCAGCACAGGCUCUGUGACCAACUCCUCGUUUCGACCAUCUGGACACCGUGACUCUAUCUCAUCGCGCCGAUCCGCUCGCUCCGAUCUCGAUUCAAAUGCGGGCGAUGAAGAUUGGCAAGUCCUGCUACAUGGCAACGAUGACUUCUCCAAAGAGGAGGCACUUGCCUCCGCCAAACAUGCCGGCAUCCCUAUACCCUCAGAUAUCCCCAGCUCGGCCCUCAUUGGGGGUGCUAUUAAACGUCUGUCUGCUCGGAAAUCAAAGCGAACCUUUGUAGAUGAUUGGUCAGACGACGUCGAGCUCCCUGUCCCUGGUGCGGUCCUGGAACUGAAGACUCCACAAGACAAUGCUUUCCCCGAAUCCUUACGACAGAUUAGCUCCGCAGCGACCAGUCCCGUGAAAUCGACCGCUUCCCCUCCCUGGAAUGACGACAUUUCGACUCGCCUCCAGGCAGCGUUUUCACCUUUGGAUCGCUUUCAAGAUGAGAAUCACUCCCCAAUGGACCAGAAUGUUCCUACUAUCAAAGCCCCUACGCCUCGCUCCCCCGAAAAGAACCCUGUCAGUAUGGCUGGAUGUGGCCCUGCAGGGGAUCGGGAGAUUGAUGAUUUUGACGAAGACCUUGAAUUGCCUCCGGACCACCAGCCACUCCAAUUAAGUCAUCGAAAAGAUCGAGCCGAGGUUUCUAGUCCUAUUUUAGAUGACUUUGAUCUCGAGUGGUCGGAAGGCAGCAUUGGUGUCCGAGUUGGUGGGACAGCACGAGACGGUCGAUCCCUCCCAAGCUCCUCUAUCUCAAUCGCAAGUCCGAGCGUUUCAAGCUGUCUCACUGCAGAAAGUGAGGAGGAUGGCUUGGAUGGUGUCUUAUUUCCGGACGGGCCUUUGGAUUUUACCGCAUCCCUCAAGCGGAGACAAGAAGCUCAGACGCCCGAGAUUCCCAUCAAGGAUGAGGCUAUUCAGAAGGCACCAUCUUCACCAGAUGCCGAUGACUUUUUCUCGGGCCUUGAGGUUGACCAUGGUAGAGCAUUUGCCUCGGGGAAAAUGACCCUCAAUCCCAACGUCAAGUGCAAGACAGAAUGGCCAUCAAGCCCAACUCGUCGGCCGGCUACCACUCUUACUUUCACCAAUGCCAGCGGAGGGUCCCCGCGGACCCGCAUCCCCCGUCUUUCUGGUCAUGAACGAACCCAUUCAACUCAUCUGGAGACCGUCUCAGAAAGCGGUGCACCUCUUUCCAAGUUCCGAAGAUCGCAGUCUCGUCUUGGACAUUCAUCGCAAUCGUCCGUUUCAAGUCUACCUGCCACCGGUACGAAAUCACCAUCGCCAACCCCGAGUACCUCGACUCGACGGCUUCUGGGAUCCCGAGCGACUAGGGAAAGCCCAACCCUUGCCGAGAGCGAGGGCCCUUCAAGACAACUUCGAACCAAACGAUCGUUACCAUCCAUCCGUGGGACCACUUCGGCUACUUCUGCGUUGGCUUCGCAACGGACACCAUCUCAUCAAGAUGGAACUGUUCGUGCCUCCUUCAAUAGACCUAAAACGCCCGUUGAACGGACAGCCGCACUUGACGGACGACCCUCGGUUCGCAGAGUUCAGGCGCCAUUCAUUGCCGGUGCAUCAGAAAGGAAGCCACAAAAUGCCAGCGUGAAAACCUAUCGCUCCUCUCGGCGCACAAACUCGGAUAGCUCGAGUGAUCUUCUCAGUCCGCAGAGCACAUUUUCCCGGCUAUCACGUCCCUCGCGCCCAGAGAGCCUCCGACUGAGUUUUGGUGAAUCUGGCACAGAAACUACCGGGUCAACCACCAAGCGGACCCUGACCAAGCCGACCAGACGACGCAAUUUUGGAGAUGGCACCGAGCUGGAAUCAUUUGACGAUUUACCUACCUCGGCGUCGUCCGAGAGCAAAUUUACCAAAAACCCAGCGGGUCGAGGAGCUCCCCGAUCAGUACGCUCUCGGCUCAGCCAGAGCCGUAUCACUCCUCCGAUUGAAUCCCCUACCCAAUCCACGCCCCCUUCUGUCUCCAAACCGCUGAACCCGACGCCGAGGUUCGCUCGCGAUACCAAUGCAUCCCGCAAUGCUCGAGAACAACGUAUAGCCUCUAUGAACUCCCGAACCCGAGACACAACCCCUCUCUCCUCUUUGAACUCGAAUUGGAAACCCCACCCGGUUGUCUCUCGCAUCUCUCCCAGCGCGGCGCCUGUGCGAAGCCGCAAAUCCAAACCCGUGACCAAGUCUUCAUCCAAACCCCACCUGAUCAAACCUCUAGGGUCCGGCGUGCAUGAUGCUAAAUCCGUGAAAGGCAUGCGGUACAACCCAUCGACUUUCCGAUGGGAAGGAAACGAAAACAUUGUGCAGGAUUUCGAUAUUGCGACUGCUCCCAAAUCACCGAAAUCUGCACCGGCUCUGAUCACUAAUGUGGGACCUUUGCACAAUGUCCAGGCGGUUGGCGGAAUGGUCUUUGAUCCGCAGCGCAUGUGUUGGCUUAAGGCCUCCACCCUUGAGUCUGGAGGCCACGGUGGUGCAGCACCCGAGGAUGAGGAUGAUGUCUUUGCUGGGUUGGAUGACCUGGAUGAUGACAAGAACGCCGGUCCUACUCGUCGCAGCUCAGGGGCUGUGGAAGACUUGUCUUCCCAUGCGCCUGGUGGAGAAGAUGCCAGCGCGGGAGAGUCUUCCGAUGACUGCCCUAUCACGGAGGAAUUUGACGUUGGUCCCGAGUUUAUUCGACGACAGAGAGCCGAAGAGGAGAAGUGGAGACGCAAAGUGGCUAAAUGGAUUGGCCCUGCUCGCGGCGAUCGAGAGCAGCACUGGCGGUGGACCAUCCGUGAUCUGGUGGCCGAGGAUACCGGCCAUGUUAUUGGAUAG